AAUAAUGAUAGACAAGCAUCGUAGCUCUCCAGUCUUUGUGCCGGAAAACAGAUUACAAUGCAUAUAGGAAUCCAAGAAUCCCCCGAGCCCAAAGGAGAUCCAACCAGCGGCGGGGAACCAAUCAGAACAGGGACGGUAUGGAGUGCGGUUGCUCAUAUAAUCGCAGCGGUCAUAGGAGCGGGCGUUCUGUCCCUGGCGUGGAGCACAGCUCAGCUCGGGUGGAUUGGAGGGCCCGUUGCUCUCCUCUGCUUUGCUGUGGUCACCUACGUGUCGGUCUCCCUUUUGGCCCUCUGUUACAGGUCACCUGACCCUAUAACCGGAAGGCGAAACCCUUCCUACAUGGACGCCGUCGGAUCUUAUCUUGGGAGGAAGAGGAGAAUGAUGUGUGGGUUGCUUCAGUAUGGGUUGAUGUAUGGGACUUGCGUGGCCUAUGUAAUCACUACGUCUACCAGCAUGGGGGCGAUCAAGAGAUCAAACUGUUACCACAAGGAAGGGCACGGAGCGAAUUGCGAUUACGGAGACACCGCAUUUAUGGUGGUUUAUGGGGUGAUUGAGAUAUUGAUGUCGCUGAUACCUAAUUUUCACGGCAUGGCAUGGGUGUCCAUUGUUGCUGCAAUCAUGUCUUUUGGCUACGCUUCCAUUGGACUUGGCCUUGGAUUUGCCACUGUUGUUGAAAACAGGGUUGUUAAAGGAAGCAUAACAGGAAUAGCAACAAAAACUACUACUAAGAAGGUUUGGUUAACAUUUCAAGCAUUGGGAGACAUUUCGUUUGCAUAUCCAUAUGCUCUUAUUGUCCUCGAAAUACAGGAUACUUUGAAGUCACCUCCAGCAGAAUACCGGACCAUGAACAAGGCGUCAUUGGUAGGGAUAAUAAUCACGACUUUCUUCUAUGUGUGCUCCGGAUGCUUUGGAUAUGCAGCUUUUGGUAGUGACACACCGGGGAACCUCUUGACCGGGUUUGGUUUCUACGAGCCAUAUUGGCUUGUUGAUGUUGCUAAUGCUUGCAUUGUAGUACAUCUAGUUGGAGGCUAUCAGAUAUACAGCCAACCAAUCUACGCAUUUGUUGAGAAUUGGCUUGCCCAAAUUGUGCCCCAGACCAGAUUUGUUACAAAAUCAUAUGCUCUAAAGCUUCCGUCAAUGCCAGUCCUACAAUUGAAUCUUGCCCGGAUAUGUGUAAGAAUCGCGUACGUCGCAUCAACAGUGGGCGUUGCAAUUUUGUUUCCUUACUUCAAUGAAGUCGUGGGAAUUUUGGGAGCAGUGACAUUUUGGCCAUUGGCCAUAUAUUUCCCAGUUGAAAUGUAUCUUGUGCAAGGGAAAAUUAGACCUUGGACAAAAAAGUGGAUUUGUCUUGAGACUUUCAGUGUGAUUUGUUCGUUUGUAUCGAUAGUGGGUUUGAUCGGUUCAAUUGAAGGGAUGAUAAGCGCAAAACUCCAUUGAAAUAACCACUGGUGUACUAUAUUUGUACAAUAGUAGAUAAAGCUUAAAGCACAAAUAAUAUAUAUGUUCACAAGAAGUUAUGCAAGAAAUAAGCAUUGGGAUU
Molecule: messenger RNA, 1540 nt
Organism: Cuscuta campestris
Lineage: Eukaryota; Viridiplantae; Streptophyta; Magnoliopsida; Solanales; Convolvulaceae
Source: the annotation of a GenBank genome assembly